Messenger RNA from Alternaria rosae, 930 nucleotides. RefSeq names its product trimeric LpxA-like protein. NCBI's taxonomy places the organism in Eukaryota, Fungi, Ascomycota, Dothideomycetes, Pleosporales, Pleosporaceae. The transcript has 2 exons. Gene Ontology annotation, biological process: mitotic spindle organization. Gene Ontology annotation, molecular function: dynein complex binding. The coding region runs from base 41 to 730 and encodes 229 amino acids. The record is from RefSeq and is a predicted model, not a curated record. Gene Ontology annotation, cellular component: dynactin complex.
AACACUCACGGACUCCACAUACAAUCCCACACCACCCACCAUGUCCACGCAACCCGCUCCGCCACGCCCUUCCAACGACCACCGCCGCACCUCCGGCGCCCCAAAACGCCAAUCCAUCCUCCCAAAACCCUCUUCCAUCUUUCUCGACACCACCGUCCUCAUCGCCCAACACGCGCAAAUCACCGGCACGCACCCCGUAACAAUCGGUCCUAAUACCGUCUUGCACCCUCAUAGCAAACUCAGCAGCGCGGUCGCACCUGUUGUCCUCGGUGAGGGCUGUGUGGUCUUUGAACGCGCGAAAGUGGGUGUUGGUAUGGGGAAUGAGGGCGAUGCGGAGGGAAAGAGAGGGAGUGUGGUAUCUGCAAGGGGGAGUGCGGGUGUAAGGGAAUCGAUGAGGAGUGAGGGAACGGUGUUGGGUAGGAAUGUGGUUGUUGAUUCUGGGGCUGUUGUUGAGGCGGCGGAGGUGGGUGAGGGAAGUGUGGUUGAGGUUGGUGCUGUGCUGGGGAGGGGCAGUAUCAUCGGUAGGUAUUGCACUAUAUCGGCUUCUUCGGUUAUACCACCUUAUACCCGCUUGCCAGAUUAUACGGUUGUGUUCAGCGGGAGCCAACAAAGGGUUGAUAGGACGCUGCAACUGAGACCGGAGAUUCUGGAACAGAAGAUGGCGGUGCAUGCGAAGCAGCUGGAUAUGUUUAAGAAGCUUAUUCCGAAUAAUAUUGCGAAGUGGUCUUGAGGGGAGGACGUACUCGGGUCUCCGUGCCAUCCUUCGGAUUCCAGACAAGAUGAGCUUCGACACAACGACUACGACCACGUAUUUGCACAACCCCCAGCCUACAGCGACUUCAGGAGGUGGAAUAUCAGUUUGGGCAGUGGAAGCAGGGAAUUUCUACGAGACUCGGUGCUGCCUGCCUUGGGAAAGCUUUGGGAAGCCAU